This is a messenger RNA of Aspergillus caelatus, 804 nucleotides long. RefSeq lists its product as uncharacterized. The annotation marks the transcript as partial. Lineage: Eukaryota; Fungi; Ascomycota; Eurotiomycetes; Eurotiales; Aspergillaceae. The transcript has a single exon. The record is from RefSeq and is a predicted model, not a curated record.
GACAGCAGUCAACAACCUGUCUUUCCUCAGCCGGGUGGCAGCCAGCAGCCUGUCUUCCCUCAACCAGGUGGUGACAGCAGCCAGCAGCCCGUAUUUCCUCAGCCGGGUGAUGGCAGUAGUCAGCAGCCUAUCCCAACUCCCGCUGACCAACAGUAUGUGGCGGCGCCUAAAUGUCCAGAGGGCAAUGACAAAGUUUAUCCUGCACCGGAUGGUGGCUUCUUCAAACUUCAAUGCAGUACCCACGGCUGGUUCGGAACUCUGCAGACGACGACUGCAAACACCUAUCAGCAAUGUAUCGACACCUGCAGUGAAACGGAUGGAUGCCUCGCCAUCAACUGGGAUUCUGAGAAUGGCGCCAACUCUAAUUCCAAGACUUGUACUCUGAUGAAGUCGGACAAGGUUGGGAAUACCUCGUGUCCCAACCACGACUAUGCAUACGCAGUACCUCCACCUACUAUUCCCCAGACAACUGAACUGGUGCCUCAAUGCACAACCGAGUGUCCUGGGGCGGACCACCGCCAGUACACCAGUCCCAACGGAGAAGUCUUCAAGAUGAAUUGUGGUAAGCGCCAUGGCGCAGAGUACCUUACCACCCUGGACACUGGUUCCCUGAAAGAGUGCAUGGAUGCCUGCUCCGAACUGGUUCCCUGCCACAGUGUCGACUACCAUGCCCGUUCGAAGAAGUGCUACCUCUCCAACCAUCAAGGAGAGCCUAUCAUCGAUGCUCCGGGGUUCAACAGCGCGUACAGCAUUGGCUGUGCUGGAGCUUGCGAGGAUAAGUCCUGUGGUUGCAAGAAUGCGUGA